GAAGCGGUCACCUUGUUGUGAUGUGCGCGCACACCCCGCCUCUACCCAGCUGAUGCUUGCGCUCUGUCAAUUCCGAUUCUGAGAGGACGAGUUGAAGGAAAAAAGGGGGAACGAGAAUACCGGGGUCUGCGGAAUAGCGCGGUUACAACAUCCAUGGGUGGCUGUGUAGGCAGUCACCAUGAUUCCUCGGGCAGUUUAAACGAAAAUUCAGACGGAACCGGAGUGGCUCUGGGGCGCAAUCACUCUCUGAAGAGGGAGAAGCCCAAGUGGAAGAGCGACUACCCCAUGACGGACGGGCAGCUGCGGAGCAAGCGCGAUGAGUUCUGGGACACCGCCCCCGCCUUCGAGGGCCGCAAGGAGAUCUGGGAUGCCCUCAGGGCCGCCGCCCACGCCUUCGAGAGCAACGACCACGAACUGGCACAGGCCAUCAUCGACGGGGCCAGCAUAACCCUCCCGCACGGUGCCCUGACGGAGUGCUACGACGAGCUGGGCAACCGCUACCAGCUCCCCGUCUACUGCCUGGCCCCGCCCAUCAACAUGAUCGAGGAGCGGAGCGACCCGGAGGUCCCGGAGGCACCGGAGCCGCCGCCCCCGCCGCCCGGCUCGGGCCAGGAGUGCCAACUGCGGCUGCGCCUCUCCACGGGCAAGGACCUGCGGCUGCCCGUGCGCACCACCGACUCGGUGCAGCACAUGAAGCGCCGCCUGCAGGCCGAGGAGGGCGUGGCGCCUGCCAGCCAGCGCUGGUUCUUCUCCGGGCGGCCGCUGACGGACAAGAUGAAGCUGGAGGAGCUGAAGAUCUCCAGGGACUACGUGGUGCAGGUGAUCGUCAGCCAGCCGCCCGCGCUGCCCCCCGCAGAGAACCCCACGCCUGUGGAGAGCUAA
This is a messenger RNA of Megalops cyprinoides (Indo-Pacific tarpon), 882 nucleotides long. RefSeq names its product ubiquitin domain-containing protein 2-like. NCBI's taxonomy places the organism in Eukaryota, Metazoa, Chordata, Actinopteri, Elopiformes, Megalopidae. Bases 154 to 882 code for a protein of 242 amino acids. The transcript has 3 exons. Gene Ontology annotation, molecular function: protein binding. The record is from RefSeq and is a predicted model, not a curated record.